AUGACCAAAGAGCUAACAAAGAGAUCAAUUUUGAGCAAAAUUGGUCGUUUGUAUGAUCCUAAUGGAUUUAUCGCACCGGUAAUUACGCUAACAAAAUUGCUAAUGCGUGAUUUGUGGAAUUUGAAAAUGGGAUGGGAUGAGCCAGUUCCAUUAGAAUAUGUUUGUGAAUGGAAUACAAUUUGGAACCAAAUAUUGCAUUUGGAGAAAAUCCAAAUUCCGCGUUGGUUUGGAAUGAGUAGCGAUGUAAAUGUGCAAUUGCAUGGCUUCGCCGAUGCUUCGAGCAAAUGCUAUGGGUGUAGUCUUUAUUUGAGAAUAGAGAAAUUGACCGGGGAGAUUCAAUGCAAUUUGAUUGCCUCUAAAUCGAAAAUUGCACCACAGCUUAAAGCAGAGAAAACUCCGAAAGGGAAAGAGCAACCAACGGGAGUAUCAAUUCCAAGGUUGGAAUUGUCGGCGGCUGAGCUAUUAAGCCGUUACUUUGCAAUUGUAAGAGAGGCAAUGGAAUUGCAAAAUGUACCGUUUCGUUUGUGGACAGAUAGUAGCACAGCGCUUCAAUGGAUAAGCAAACUGGUACACGAGCUAAAAGUAUUUGUUGCGAAUCGAGUGAAAAAGAUUCACGAAGUCAGUACGAUAAAUGAUUGGUUUCAUGUGCGAACUAGUGAUAAUCCGGCUGAUCUAAUUAGUCGAGGAGUGCCACCAAGCGGCCUUGUAAAGAAUGAUUUGUGGUGGCAUGGGCCAUCGUGGCUUUCUAAGCCGCAAGCCGAAUGGCCAGAGCCGUUGAAAAUUCAUUCGGUUAAACCAUCUGCUGAUGUGCAAGCGGAAGUUAAGGUUUUGAGAUCAAAUGCUGUUUCAGUGCGAAGCAAGAAAUUGGAAAUAUAUGUGCCUAUAAUGAAGGAGAGAGUGCCGUUAAUUGAUUAUUCAAAUAACUUGAAUAAGUUGACGCGCAUUCUUGCUUACGCGAUGCGUUUUGUCCGAUUUUGCAAGGAUAAAAAUCGGAUUAAGCAUAAGCAAAUAGUAGACCUGAAGAAGUUGACUGGAAAUUAUUGCAAUUUCAUAUCACUAACAACGGAAGAAGAGCGCAGAGCCGCGCUCCAAUUCUUCAUUCAAGAAGAGCAAAUGCGUUCGUUUCCUUUGGAAUAUGAGCAUUACAAGGGAAGUAACGCCGAUGAAGAUAGAGAAGAAUUUCCAGCUAAGAGCCAUUUGUUAAAUUUGCGCCCAUUUAUGGAUAAAGAUGGAAUUAUCCGUGCCGGUGGUCGAUUAGGCGGUUCGGAUUUACCAUAUGAUGCAAAACAUCCAGUAAUCAUUCCGUCAAAAUCUCGCUUGAGUUAUCUCAUUGCAUGGGAAGCGCACAGUGCAACGAAGCAUGGCUCCAUACAACUGAUGCUCCAAUAUAUUCGUGCGAAUUUUUGGAUCCCGCGUUUGAGGCUGGAGCUGCGCUCAUACUUAAGCAAUUGCAUAACAUGCAUCCGGUAUGCUAAGCAUUUUGAGACUCAACUAAUGGCAGAGCUGCCAGCUGAUCGCGUGAGGCAGAAUCGUCCGUUUUUAAUAACUGGUGUCGAUUAUGCUGGUCCGUUCGAACUUUUGGAAAGAUACAAAAGUCGGUCCAAUAAGAGGAAGUGCUGGAUAGCCAUUUUUGUAUGCAUGGUGACCAGAGCAAUUCAUAUCGAUGCAGUCACAGAUUUGUCUGCGGCCGCUUUUAUUGCGUGCUUCGAUCGGUUCAUAGCGAGGCGAGGGCAUUGCAACAAAUUGUUUAGCGACAACGGAACUUCUUUUGUUGGUGCUAUGAAGGAAAUUAAAUGUGCAUUCCGUAACUGGACUUCUCCAGAAGUAAUGGAGCAUGUGAAUAAGAAAGGCACGCAAUGGGUUUUCAUGAAACCAGCGGCGCCGCAUCAAGGAGGAAUAUAUGAGGCGGCCGUCAAAUCGGCAAAAUAUCAUUUGAAACGUGUUAUAGGUGCCAAGAGCUACACUUACGAGCAAUUAAUCACGUUUUUGGUGCAAAUUGAGGCUGUGCUCAAUUCGCGCCCGCUCUACGCGCUGAGCGAUGAUCCGAGCGAUACGCAGGCAAUAACGCCUGGCCAUUUUCUUAUUGGCGAAUCAUUUGUUUUGCCACCGCCAAUUGCAGCACCGGCAAAAUCAGAUUAUUCGUUAAAAAGAGUGCGUGAAGAGCAACAACAAAUGCUGCAAGCAUUUUGGAAAAGCUGGCAAGCUGAUUAUUUGUCUACGUUGCUGCCGAGAAAAGUAUGGCUCAGAGAACAGUCAUUCAAAACGGGGCAACUCGUGCUCAUAAAAGAUGAAAAUUUAUCGCCAGCGCAAUGGCAAUUCGGUCGAAUCAAAGAGCUGAUUCAGAGUAAAGACGGAUUAGUGCGAUCCGUUGUUUUGCUGUUGCCGUCGAAAGACGAUAAACAAAAAACAUUGGUAAGACCGGUUCAAAAAAUUCGGCUGUUGCCAGUUGAACCAGCGCAUGAAAUUCCAGUUGAGCAUUUGAAUGCUGGAAUUAUGAAAUUCUAUAAAUCAAUCACGGGCAUUGAUUUCAUGAAAUCAAACCGUGUCUGUUUUGAGCAAGAGCAGUAA
Molecule: messenger RNA, 2568 nt
Organism: Sitodiplosis mosellana (orange wheat blossom midge)
Lineage: Eukaryota; Metazoa; Arthropoda; Insecta; Diptera; Cecidomyiidae
Exons: 1
Coding region: 1-2568 (855 amino acids)
Biological process (GO): DNA integration
Molecular function (GO): nucleic acid binding
Source: RefSeq, a predicted model, not a curated record